This is a messenger RNA of Sebastes umbrosus (honeycomb rockfish), 4076 nucleotides long. RefSeq names its product protocadherin alpha-8-like. The coding region runs from base 475 to 2868 and encodes 797 amino acids. The record is from RefSeq and is a predicted model, not a curated record. Gene Ontology annotation, cellular component: plasma membrane. Gene Ontology annotation, biological process: homophilic cell-cell adhesion. Gene Ontology annotation, molecular function: calcium ion binding. Lineage: Eukaryota; Metazoa; Chordata; Actinopteri; Perciformes; Sebastidae. The transcript has 2 exons.
ACUUUUUUCACUUUACACUCAUCGAUGUAUUAUUGUCCCUCUUUCCAGUUAUAUCAUCAUUCCCUGAUUAAUUUACUUUCCAACUACUUGGCUUCUUUCUCUGUUCUUGUAUUUUGUCUUUGUGAUAAAACAAACAUAACGUUUCACGGAAUCCGAUCAUACAUUUCUGGUAUAUCCUUUAAGAAACAGCAUUAACUCAUGCGAUGUAGUUUGUAAAGAAUCCACUGUGGUCUAUGAAAGGAACGCAAGAUGUCGCCCGAGACCACACAUCCAAUCGUGGCCAUUAAUGACGUAAAACUCCUCCUCCGCUGUCGGUGAAUCAGCCUGUCCGUUUCGUAGGGGCUGGGUUUGUAAACCACUUCGUCUCGAAAGAUGGUUCCUAAAUGAAGAGCGCUUGGCUGUCUUGUGGAUAUUUCCCCGUUUUUGUGGAUGAAUGACGUUUAUUUGCUUGGAUUUCUCAUCUAAACAAAAAGGAUGAGUCGUCAACAGCGUAGAGAGGCCGUAUGGGUGUUGUGCGCCAUUCUUCUUUGUUUAUCCGGCUGGUCUGCAGCUCAGAUCUCCUACUCCGUUUCCGAGGAGGUGGACAAAGGGACAGCGGUGGGGAAUCUCGCUAAGGAUUUAAACAUUCAGACACAGCAACUGGAGGAGCGGGGAUUUCGGAUUGUAUCGGGAUACAGUAAGAAAUAUUUCGAGGCUAAUUUGAGAACAGGAGCUUUGGUUGUUAACGAGAGGAUAGACCGAGAAGAGCUUUGUCCAAAUUUACCCAAGUGUUCCCUAAAUAUAGAGGGACUAUUGAGCCAUCCUAUGAAUAUUUAUCGCAUUGAGGUCAGUGUUCUUGACAUCAACGAUAACACACCAUCAUUCCUGGAGCAAAUCCAUGUGUUUAAUAUCUCCGAGUCGUCCUCAACGGGAGAGAGGUAUCCGCUCCCAAUAGCUCAGGAUGCAGACACGGGCAGUAAUUCAGUGAAAACCUACAAGUUAAGUCCGAACGAGCAUUUCUCCAUAGAUGUGAGCAGCGGAGGAGACGGUGCGUCCGCUGAGUUGGUGCUGCAGAAAGCUUUAGACCGAGAGAAACAACCCACUAUUAGAUUAACAUUAACUGCUGUAGACGGAGGAAAACCUGCAAGGUCUGGCACUAUGCAGCUUCUUGUGAAUGUGAUAGAUGUUAAUGAUAACAUCCCUUCCUUUAGCAAGCCGCUUUAUAAAGUAAGAGUCAGCGAAAAUGCAUCCAUAGGUACAACAAUAUUGAAGCUAAAUGCAACUGAUUUAGACGAAGGGUCAAAUUCCGACAUCAGAUAUUCUUUAAUGAAAGGAGGAAAUGUGAAAUCUCCUGAUAGAUUCAUUGUCAGUCCUGAAAGUGGUGAAAUCAUUGUGAAGGCUAAUUUGGAUUAUGAGGAAAGUAAUGCAUAUGAAUUACGAGUACAAGCAACAGACCAGGGUGGAUCCCCUCGCAGUGGUUAUUCUAAAGUGCUGGUAGAGGUUGUUGAUGUCAAUGACAAUGCACCAGAAAUCUCUAUAACUUCACUAAUGAGUCCAGUGAAGGAAAAUGCUGAAAUUGGAACAGUUGUUGCAUUGGUUACUGUGACUGAUAAAGAUGGAGGGCAAAAUGGCCUUACCACUUGUAAAAUCAAAAACUCAGUCCCUUUUUCAUUAAAGUCAAACUACAAAAACUAUUACUCUCUGAUAGUUGAUGGUCUCCUUGACAGAGAGAUUGUGUCACAGUACAAUGUAAGCAUCACUGCUACAGAUGAAGGUAGUCCACCUCUUUCUAGCACUGCUGUAAUCACUGUGCAAAUUUCUGAUAUUAAUGACAACGCACCUCAUUUCCCAGAAGCCAACAUAAAUAUUUAUGUGAAGGAGAAUAGUAAAGUGGGAGAUAUCAUAGCAAGAACAACUGCACAGGAUGCAGAUGCAAAUGAAAAUGCUAGAUUGACUUAUUCAUUAAUGGAUAAUUAUCCAAAAAGUUUUCCAAUUUCAACAGUUGUGAAUAUCAACUCAGAGACUGGGGAUAUAGUCAGUCUGCAGUCUUUUAACUAUGAGGAGUUAAGCACGUUUCAGUUUAAAGUUCAGGCCACAGACUCUGGUGUUCCUCCGCUCAGCAGCAACGUGACUGUGAACGUUUUAAUCCUGGAUGAAAACGACAAUAAUCCAACAAUUCUGGCGCCCUAUUCUGAGCACGGCUCCGUUAACAGUGAGAGCAUCCCCUAUUCUGCUGAAGCGGGAUACUUUGUGGCAAAGAUCAGGGCUGUAGACGCAGACUCUGGAUACAACGCGCUGCUUUCUUAUCACCUCUCUGAGCCCAAAGGAAACAACCUCUUCCGGAUCGGAACCAGCACCGGAGAAAUCAGGACUAAGAGGAGAAUGAGUGACAAUGACCUGAAAACUCACCCCUUGAUGGUGUUGGUUUCUGAUAACGGAGAACCCUCCCUGUCAGCUACUGUGUCUAUUGAUGUGGUGGUGGUUGAAAGCACAGCUGACAUCCAGACUCAGUUCAGACAUGUGCCCAUAAAGGAGGACAGCUUCUCUGAUUUGAACCUGUAUCUGCUGAUUGCCAUUGUGUCGGUGUCAGUGAUCUUUCUGCUGAGCCUCAUCAGUUUAAUAGCUGUCAAAUGCCACAGGACAGAUGGCAGUUUCAGCAGGUACAGCGCCCCGAUGAUCACCACCCACCCUGACGGGAGCUGGUCUUACUCCAAAUCUACUCAGCAGUAUGACGUGUGUUUCAGCUCAGACACACUGAAGAGUGACGUAGUGGUUUUCCCCGCACCAUAUCCACCUGUAGAUGGUGAGCUGAUCAGUAUUAACGGAGGAGACACUUUUACCAGAACUCAGACUUUACCCAACAAAGACAAGGUAGGUCAUCUGUGCUGAAUGCUUAAGAACAUAACAAUUAUAUGAUGGAAAUAUAAAUAUAAUGCAAUUUCAUGGCUGCUUAUGAGUCACACCAUUUACAGUAUAAAACAUAUGUAUGUAGAACGUAAAUCAAGCAUCAUAGAUAAGGCAACACAAUAGCCUACCUUUACUGACUACCAAUUUAUCCUGUGUGUUGAAACAACAACUUAUUUAACUUCUCACGACAGUCUUAUUGCACUGUAAGUCUUGGGUAUGUUCGAGAUCAGUUGCUUAGCCACAAGUUUUAACAUAACUUCCAGCUCUUUCAGAAUUUGUUGCAUAUGUUCUCAUACCCUAAGUUGUCUGUGCUGAAAUUACCAAGCUUCACUGAUGUUUUAAGUAAACAGCUUGUGUGUUAAAGUGGGACAAUCUAACUAAUUUAGUAUAUUGCCUGUAUUUAGAUAGAGCUCUCAAUGGUGCUGAACUACGUUUGGGUGUAAUUCAGCUGCAAACCCUGCUGCUUUUAUGUCUGUUGAAAGCAUGUUGUUUGUGAUUAAAUUAAUCUAAGCUGUUCUUCAGCUGAAUUGAAAGGGAGGUCGACAUGGCACUUAGUUUGCAAACUCAGGUGUAUGUAACUGCAUCGCUCUGAUCUAACAUUUGUAAUGCAUUCUGAAGUUGAAUGUGGUGAAAAGGCGCUGUCCUUGGUGCUUGAUUUUGUGUUGACAAUACAAGGUUUCUGCAUCCCAUCCUGUGAUGAAUCACAGUUGUUUCUUUAAUUUAUUAUUCAUUCUAGAUAUGGGGAUUUUUGGAGUAUAGCAAGCAGACUCUGAAAUUAAAUUCGAAGUAAUUGUCCACCUGGGUAUAUUGUAUUAUUUGUACUUCAUACAACAGCUUGUUUAGCCACUGAAAUAGCUUGAGGGUUGUCACACUCUUAAUAUUAAAAUAAAUGUUUAAACUUGACCAUUUAUUUCAUUCAUAAUAUUUGAAAUUAUAUGACUAUAUGAAACAUUGGAUUGUAUUUUCUUUAAUUCACCACAUGAUGUCGCAUGAGACCAUGAACAUGAAUGUGUUUGUAUAUCCAAAACUCCUCCCUGCAUGGGAAAAAAUGAAAUCGUCAUCGGCCAUUAGUACACCCGCGGACACUGCUGUGUCGAGAAGGGCAGGAGCUUUACCACUACUGUAUUUCUUUGGACGGAAAUAUCUCUACCGGGGAUAAAUGGUCGACUGGGCUCAGUUCUUUUCUUGCA